This is a messenger RNA of Manduca sexta (tobacco hornworm), 7493 nucleotides long. RefSeq names its product rho GTPase-activating protein 39 (gene RhoGAP93B). The transcript has 22 exons. The coding region runs from base 135 to 3566 and encodes 1143 amino acids. Gene Ontology annotation, biological process: signal transduction. The record is from RefSeq and is a predicted model, not a curated record. Gene Ontology annotation, cellular component: cytoskeleton; cytoplasm. Lineage: Eukaryota; Metazoa; Arthropoda; Insecta; Lepidoptera; Sphingidae. Gene Ontology annotation, molecular function: GTPase activator activity; protein binding.
GUCGUGCCUAAAGCUUUCAUCAAUGAAGUAAACAUUCAACAUGGAUGAUUUCCGAUUGUCUUCAUCCGUAUUUUAGGUCAAAUAAAUUGUUUAGGAUGCGUAAAUAAAGUUUAAUAAAAGUUAAUAAUUAUUGUAUGAAAAUGUCUUCGGAAAGGGUGGAAUGGGUGGAAAUCAUCGAGCCGAAGACAAAGGAGCAUAUGUAUGCUAACCUCACCACCGGGGAGUGCGUUUGGGACCCACCUGAGGGAGUAAAAGUUAAGCGCACAGACUCAUCACAAUGGUGGGAGCUUUUUGACAUUAACACUCAUAGGUUUUACUAUUAUAAUGCUUCUACACAGACUACGGUGUGGCAUAGGCCUACUGAUUGUGAUAUCAUACCGCUUGCAAAACUACAAACUCUUAAACAAAACACUGAUCCUCAGAAAAGAAGGGAAACAGCAACACAGACCAACCAAGCAUCACCUCAGGUCCCACCAACAAUAGAGCCUGUCAGCAGCAAUGGUAGCAGUACACUAGCGAGUGCCAGUAAACUAUCGCCGAGCACUGCCAAGAUGGUCACACAAACCAGCCCUGUGCGGACUAGGAGGUCACAUUAUCAUCAUAGAAAUAGCGGUGAUAGUCGUCGCGGGCGACUGAGUGAGGACGGCUCGACGCAGAUGUGUCGGCACACAGACUCCGGCCGGUCCUCGGACAGCAGCAUCAGUAGCGCUCAGCAGCGGCGGAAACAGGAGUUAAAUGCAGUCGCGUGCAACCCGUCUAUAUGCACACCGCAAUUGAGGAAAAGGAGUAGCGCAGCGCAGGCUCAUGAAACUGAGAAAUGGUCUCCCCACUCAGGUCUGAACCGCAGCGGCAGUUUUAUAUCGCCGCGGAAGGACGCCUCCGACGACUCCAUGCACGAGAAAUACUUCAAGUCGGUUGAAAGCACGCCAUUGACUAGACGCAAGUUGAAACAGCAAUCGGCGGGUGGGUCGUCUUGCGACUCGGUCUCCCCGCAGAGUCCCAGUAGUCCCUUGCAAAAACCCCAGCCAACGCCUUUCCUGCAGACGACGGCGGCGCGGCCGUCGCUGGUGUCGUCGAUCUCGCUGGCCACGGAGGCGGCGGGCGGCGCGCGCGUGCUGCACAGCCUCGAGCGCCCGCACCAGCUCUCGCGACACGCGCGCGAGCGAUACUCCGACAGACAUCUCGACAAAGAUCGCCUGGCGGAACUGGAGCGUAUGGACAGGUACCCUGAGAAGCAGGCCGUGUACAGCGUGGACAAACCGUUUCGCCAGACCAGUCUCGACCUGCGCCACAAUGCCGCCUCCGCCAACUGGCAUCCCACAAGGGACUUCACAAGACGGCAGCAAGCGGAGCCGGAGCGCUACUCGUCGAGCAAGACGUCCGUGUCGUCGGGCAGCAGCAAGCACCGCACGCCGCCGCACGACUCGCUCGCCCCGCACACCCCGCACGCCCCGCACGCCCCGCACGCCCCGCUCGCCCCGCUCGCCCCGCACGCCCCGCACGCGCCGCACCACACGCACCACCAUCAACACAACUUCAUGCGCCUCUCCUCCGCCAAUGAACAGGAUAAUAUCGCUGCCGUGAAUUACAAAUUGAAGUGUGUCAACUUGGAGCCGCCACUGACUGAGCCAAAUGUACAGAAACAUAACCAACGGAUGGAGAGAACCUCCACGCCACGGGAUCGUACUAAAUCUAGAAGGCACAAGAGGCCAGUGGAGAUAGACGAACCGCAGCUGGAUGGAGAAGAUGAAGACGAGGAUGGUGGCGGCUCUCCCCUCUACUGUAACUGGGACCUGCGCGGCAUGCAGCACCUGCUGCCGCUCCAGGACUACAUCAUACAACAGGCCAAGUUAUCUAAGCGUGGUGGGUCAGGUCGCGUGCGAUACGCCGGCUCGGGCUCCGACAACGAGUCCACGUCGUCGCGCUCGCGCUCGGGCUCGGAGUCGCGCUCGCUGUCCGGCCACGAGCCCGAUAACGAGUCCUCCGACGGCGGCGCGCGGACGCCCGACGACGACGACGGCUCCGGCGUCUACCUGCCGCACACCUACGCGCAUCGCCCCGCCGACGUCGAGUACAUGAACCACGGCGUCUCCUACUACAACACCUUCGUCGGCUUCGACAGAGAACGACAGUCAGAGCCUGUCAUACAUCGGACUUCUUCACUGGGUAGCGGGCCUACAAGCGCGAGUGCGGCGGGCGCAUGCGUGAGCGUGACGGAUGUAGACGCGGGCGCGGGUGGUGGCGCGGGUGCGGGUGCUGGCGCGGGCGCGCUGUACAGCCCGGUGCGCGCGCACGGAGGCCGCGGCGCGGCGCGCGCCCCGCCGCACGCGCCUCACGCGCCGCCGCCAGAACAAGACAUCGAGAUCUUCGCCAAAGAUAACCUUAACUUUAACAAAGGAAUCUUCAGAAGGAAGGCAUCGGUGCGGGAUAUGUUGUCGUGGACAUCGUCGUCGAUCAGCGCACCGAUGGUGGGAGGCGCGUGGGACAAGGCACACAAAAAGGCCGCCACCGACCUGUUUCGCCUCGUACAGAUAUACAUGGGCGAUAGAAAAGCGCGGCCCGGGAUGACUCUCAACUCCGUCGCGCACGAUAUACUACACGCCGCCUAUGCUAAUGAGAAGCUUCGUGACGAACUCUACGUGCAAUUAUGCAGGCAGACUACAGAGAAUCCACUCCGAGACUCAUUACUUCGUGGCUGGGAGUUGCUAGCUGUUUGUUUGGCUUUUGUGCCGCCUUCUCCCGCCUUCCAACCGGCGCUCACCAACUAUGUUAACAGACAUAGAGACCCUGCGUUUGCAGAUGCUUUUCCUGAGGUGGGCAAAUGGCCCAUACAUGUUCAAGUAUCGCACUAUGCAGGUGUUGCGUGCAAACGCUUAGAACGGAUCGGUUUCGGGGGGAAGAGGCAGCCACGAAAACCUACCACCGAAGAUAUUGACCAAGCCAGGAUACAAAUCUUCCGUCAGUCGAUGUUCGGUAACACAUUAUCGGAGGUGAUGACGUUACAAAAAGACAGGUUCCCGAACAGGCAGCUGCCAUGGGUCCAAGUGGCCUUGUCGCAGCAAGUCCUGGCAUUAAACGGACGCGAGACGGAGGGCAUAUUCCGAGUGUCAGCCGAUGUUGAUGAAGUGAACGCGUUGAAAGCAAAAAUCGACAACUGGGAGCUUCCUGACGCUUCGACGUUGACGGAUGCGCAUGCGCCUGCAAGCCUGCUGAAGCUGUGGUACCGCGAGUUAUACGAGCCGCUGAUCCCAGAUGCGCUGUACGGCGCAUGCGUGGCGGCGGGUACUGAGUACGCGGCGUGUACGCGCGUGCUGCACCGCCUGCCGCCGCUCAACAGACUGGUACUCACAUAUUUAAUAAGCUUUCUCCAGCAAUUCACGGCUCCAGAAGUGGUAAGUCAAACUAAAAUGGAUUCCGCUAAUUUAGCCAUGGUGUUUGCGCCGAAUUGUCUCCGAUGUACCUCGCAAGAUCCGCGCGUCAUACUCGAGAACGCGCGCAAAGAAAUGACUUUCCUAAAGACCCUCAUCACAAACCUGGACACAUCUCACGUGCAAGAUCUGCUGUGACCGAUGAAUCUCAACUACUGCAACAAUAACGUCUCUGCGGGAAGGACUGACUUUUAGCAAUCUAUCGACACUUGACCACUGCAAUAUAGAAAAUUGACGACGUGGUGACGCCUCUUCCUUACUCAAAUAUCAUUACAUUCUCACGCGUGUACUAUAUAGCUAGGGUUGUGACUUGUGACAAUUAUCGAAAAAAACUUUAACAUAAGUUAUAUGGUAUACACGUGAAUGUGUAGCUUCCCUUUAUUGUAUUCGACAUUCUUGUAUAUUUUUUAUAUUUUUGUACGCUAUAUGAUAAUUUUAUUUGGUUGUAUCCAAAGAUAUUUAAUGAGAUGUGAUUCUAUAAUUAUAUUAGACUUGAGCUUUACAAAAGUGUAUUUGCAAUAUGUUUCGAACGGAUAUGUUGGAACAUUUGCAUGAUUGUUAUUAUUAGUCACGAAUAUUUUUUUAGCGCGAUAGAUAUAUCAAUGGAUUUAUUUUAUUUUUGUUAAUUUGCAGUGUUCAAAAAACACAACUUCCUAAUUAUCGAAUUAACAGGAAUAGUUUUUGUACAUGAAUUCCUUACAUAUUCUUGGCGGAAAUUAUAUUUAGAAUUAUAAAAAGAUUUAGGUAGAUUCAAAUACGAUUAUUAUUGAACUAAUGAUAGCUGAUUAAUAAAGUAAUCCCGCAUAGGGAUUAUUUAAUUUUUGCAGAUACCAAUACUUUACUUUUGGGAGCAAUUAUUAUGAUUAACUGUAUAAAUGUUUUCAGAUGUUACUAGCAUAUAAAAAAAUUUGAAUUCUGUUUAUCCCAUUCACUUACAUAUUAAGUUUAUUAGCUGUAGUGAAGUGGUAACUUUUACGUUAUGUAUGGCUUCAUGUACAAACAUUAUGACAAUUUUAUAGUUUCUUUUAUGUUAAAAACGUAAUUUUAGCAUAUCUUUUAAUUUUAAAGUACGUGCACGCUAUUUACAUAUUUCACAAGUUUACAGUAUAUUUAUAGUAUGUACUAAUACCACUAAGUUUCCUACUUUACUAUCGAUCGCAACGUUUUGUGCUACGGUUAAGGUUCAUACAACUACGUCAUCACAUAUGACUGUCCUGUCAAUUAAGUUGUUAUACAUUGAGUGAGUUGCUUUUUACCAAAUUAAGACGACUAUGCGCAUUUAUUUUUUCAAUAUGUAAGUUUGGUAGUAACGUAAGUGGACAAAAAUCGGCUAUGGUAAUGCACUACGCUUGAUAUCCGUAUUAUAACGUUUUUCAUUCCUUUAUUCUGAUAUUUAUCGGCUAUCAAACGAAAUAUCGUCAAAAUAGUUACUAUUAUAGAAUAGGUAAAAAUAGUGAAUCAGCUUUAAAAAUUAGACAGCUUGAAGUCGUAAUUCUGAGCCGCUCUUAAGACUUCUUUUUAGAUACGAUGAAUUUCUUUUUCGUUUAUAACUGAUCUGAUAUGAGGAUGCGGUGGUGACAAUCCUAUUUUAUGUAAGGAUAUAUUCAAAUCAUAGGAUUUUCUGACACAUUUCUGAAGACUGUCGCAUACAUGCGUUGGAUUUUUAUUUAUGAAUUAUAAGCUAAAAAUGUAGUAAAAUGAUAAUUAUUUUAAAACGAUUGUAAUUUCACUGAGGUUAUCAUCAUUAAUGGUUUUGUAUGUUUGUCGCUGAGGUCCUCUUUAGAUAAGUAGUAAAAGUGGUUAAUCAGAGACUGAUUUCUGUGUACGCCAGUGGCGAAGUAUGAAUUUUUCCAAAACUUAAUCCGAGGCAAGAAAAUAUUCCCUUUGUUAACAUAUCGCGACCAAUAUAACAUAAAACAAACCUAAGAUAAACGUAAAUGAAACUAAAAGGGAAGUCGGUAGGAAUCGGGUUGAAUGAACGAUUCGCCACUGGUGUACACUUCGUUUAAAUAUUAUCAUUUAGUGUUUAUUUGGUGCAAUCGUGACGUGCUUAGAAAACAUAUAAAAAAGUCCGACCUAUAUUAAGAUAGCUAUGCGUUGUAAAAUAAUGAAGAAUAAAAUAUAAAAUCAAAUCUUGUGUGGUGUAAAUAAUCUGUAUAAUCUUAGGUGUGUUUAUCAGGAAGAAGGUGGAAUUUUACGUAUAUACCUACAUUUUCCAGGAUCAAUAUCUUACAAACUUUUGGCUCUAUGCUGCCUAUUUGGCUUCACGGCCGAUUCGUCGUUUGCAAAAUGUUAUUGAGGCUAUGGAAGUAAAUUAUAUUUGGUAUAUUCAAAACGCGAGGAUAAAAGCUUGUAUAAACCGAUAUAUCAGCGGUGACUUGUUACUGUUUUAUAAAUAUGUCUGUAUCACACGGGGGUAAUGUAGGGUCGACUUAUUAUAAUAAAGAAUAAGGUGCUUAAUAAAAUGUGGCUACCUUUUUUCAGCGUAUGUAUGCGACCUUUCUUAAGAAAUAUACUUAUUACUUUUUAUUAAAUAGGUGAUGCCUCUUCAAUAUUUCCUCUAUAAAUGCAUGUUAGUAGUGUUAAAUAAAAGCAAUUAAAAUACCUGCGUUGACACAGGUACAAUUUAAAAAAAUAAUAAAAUUAUCACAGCCUGGAAAUUACUGUGUUCAUUUGACGUUUACAAGUCGCGUAAUUAUAAUUGUUUACUCCAUAUAAUUAUACAAUUGUUGUCGUAUAUAAUAAUAUCACGCUUACAAAGGGAGGCUUAGCAAAUGGCAAUAUAUUGUGAAAUAUAAUUUUGUUAGGUGUUCGUUACACCGCAGUGCUAAUGUUACAAACUUAAUCGAUAGAAUAUUUUUUUACCGUCUGCAUUGUCACAAAGUUAUCUAUCAUUGUAAUAGUACAAUACAAUGUUGAAUUUACGCAGUAUUUGAUAGGUGGAAGUACACGUUUUUUUAUUGUAAUCGAAGUACGUACUUUCUCUGCCACGGUUGGUGAUAGUUGAUAGUGUUAGUGAGAUGUUUUGCUAGCUGUUAUGAUCUCAAAACAACAGAUUCGGAGCACCCUACGCAUGUUUUCUUAUAAAAUAUAUUAUUUUUUUACAGAUACAAAACGUUACCAAGAUUUUGUUAGCAGUUUGGUCUAUACCACAUGUUGCAUUAAUUAGUAAAAGUUAAAGAUUUGAAAGAUGUUUAAUAUUCAUUAAAAUAAGGCAGCAUAAUUUGCGCAGCUCAAGCAUUAAAAUUAUUGAUAUUUUUUUUACAUAUUUUACACACAUCGUUCCGCGUUGUGGGCAGGGUGUAAAAAUACUACAGAAUAUACAUUUUAAACACGUAUUAGCCUCGAUUUUUACAAGUAAACCCAUAUUGUUAUAAGAACAAAUAAAAUUCAACAUUAGCUUUGUUUUAGUGUGAAAACACAGUGGUCUGAAUAUAUUGACGAAACUGCUUGUUGUACAUAAUUGUCUGCAUCGUUACCGCACCGACCAGACAUAACAUUGUGCCAUAAAACAAUUUGUAUAAACCGUGAUGAUUGUUACUUGUAUAUUCUAUUGCGUAAUUCUCAUAGUUUUAGUUGCUAGUUUACGAAUUUUGAGGAUUUAACAUAAGUUGCUGUAGGGUGCGAUUAGGGAAGCCACUGAUUAGUUAUUAAAUUCUUUCUAAUAUUUUCUUAAUGCUCUUUUGUAUACACAUAUGGAUUUCUGUAUUGGAAUUAAACAUUAUUUCAUGUACAAUGUUUGGUUAGCUAUUUAUCGGAAUGUGAAGCACGCAUCUACAUAUUAAUAUCGCGAUGGCAGGAGACCUAUACUGAACUAUUAUUAAAGAGGUAUACUGAAAUGCUUGUAAUUUCAUAUUAUGUAAAAUUGUAUAGUGCUUAUAAAUAAUUAUAAAAAUGUAUAAUUUCAUCAAAUAUCAAAAUCCCUUUGUAUAUAACAUGGCUAUUUUUCUUUCUUAUUCAUGACAAUAUAAAGCCUACGAUGUUAAUAAUGUAGAUUAUCACUGUAAAUGUGAAUGUUCAGGAGAAAUAAAUUACUGAUUAUCCCUUGGAUAACUGCGAAUACCA